AUGGAUCAGCCCGAGUAUCAAAAAAAUGUCGUUCUAGGCUUCCGCAAGGCCUGGAAGGCAGCCCCCUGGAUCCCAAUUUCCCAGAUGCAGGCGCACUCUUGUCGUGAAAGACCACUGAAAGGGCCGAUCGUGGUCUCUAAGGUUGACAUGCCUCCUCCAAAUGAAGAAGAAGGAGAAGCUCUUCGCUCCCAUUUAUGGAACCUCUUUCAAGCGACCAGCGAGGGGGUUGAGAAUUUUGAUCCCCUAGCCUCUUGCGUUUCCUACAAGGGUGAAUGGAUUGGAGUUCGAAAAGAUGUAAAAGACCCAAAGGCGCCACAGCCUGAUAUCAGCGACCAGGAAAAGUUUCGACAAAUUCAACAGAAUGUCGACAAUGACAAGACUAUUUUCUAUCUUUGUGGAGGGGCCUUCUUCCGAGCCGGUCCUCCAGGGGCUAAACUACUGAUCAAACAACUCGUUGAAAAGAGUGGAUCACGCGCAUUUACAUUUCAACCUCGUCUUGCACCCCAGUAUACCAUCCCGAGUAUCUUGCUUGAUAUUCUUGCUGCAUACUUUUACCUCGUGGCUCCUCCGCCUGGUGCAUUCCAUGAACCUGUCGACCCAAAGAAAAUGAUUUUCGUAGGCGAAUCGGGUGGAUCGCUUUGCCAUCUCCAUCUUCUCCAAAUCUUUCGGGCCAUGAUAAGAUCUGCUAGGGAUGCAACGCCAGCAAUUCAAUUUAAUGGCCAGACAGUCCCUAUUACAAUGCCUUUAGGCUGUGCGCUUAUUAGCCCUGGCGCCGAUUUAACACUUUCCCUUCCAUCCGUUAAGAAAAACGAAUGGUUCGAAUGGAUGUCGGAAGGGGCUCCUUGGGUCCAGCAUAACUACCCAGCAGAUGAGAUAUGGCCUACAAACCCUCCUCGCGGAGAUCUACACUGCGAUAACUCAGCACUAUGUCACCCACUCAUUGAUCCUGCCACGGAGACAGACUGGUCGGGGAUGCCCCCUAUGUGGAUCGCGUGUGGCGAGGAGACAUACGAGGAUGGAAUCAAAUUUCUUGUCAAGAACAUCCAUGCUUCUGGUGUGCCGAUCACGUUUGUGCAAUAUGAGUUUAUGCCACAUGUAUGGAACGUCAUUCUACCUCAGUUACCUCAAAGCCGUGACACGAUGAAGCGAUGGGGCCUGGCUAUUAAGGAAAUUGGGCAGGGCAAGCAGAGGGAUUCAAACGCGCAUUUCAUUAAACUGGGAAAGUUAGAGACUGUUCCAAUGAGCUUUGAAGAGCUAUUGGACAUUCCCAAGGACGAGGUCUUAAAAAGAAUGCGAGAUUCUCGGGAUAAGCUUGCUAAAUAUAUUUGGACUGGGUCAAAGGAUGGGCUUGCGAAGCUAUGA
Messenger RNA from Penicillium angulare, 1362 nucleotides. Its product is annotated as alpha/beta-hydrolase. The transcript has 2 exons. Bases 1 to 1362 code for a protein of 453 amino acids. NCBI's taxonomy places the organism in Eukaryota, Fungi, Ascomycota, Eurotiomycetes, Eurotiales, Aspergillaceae. The record is from RefSeq and is a predicted model, not a curated record. Gene Ontology annotation, molecular function: hydrolase activity.